CCUCAACAUCGCUGCAUUCGCCUUUCCACCCUUGCGCUUUGAUCACUCAUUGCCUCCUUGCUCGGCUAAAACGCCGCUAUUGCCAGUCACAGAGCUUCAGUGUGGACCGAGUGGGUCUUCGGCUUAUGGGGUAUGGGGUAUGUGAUCAGAGUCUGGGGAAGCUCAGUGGAUCUGGAGACGACCAGAGGCUUGUGAGGCUUUACAAGCUUUGCAUAACGAGGAUAAUGAUAAGCGGAGAAAACCCCGAGCCAGGGCUCAUGCCCUGUAUAAAGAGCUGAUCGUCGCUGCGACCCCGUUGCAGAUGACGAAGUUUGGUACAGGCCCAGUGCAUUGGACCGGCUACUGACAUCUCUUGAUUUGGAGGUCUUUUUUCUUGAUUCUUCCACGACAUCUCUUACUCUUCAUUCACGAUCACAUGCUCCGUGAGCCAGUGGUAGCUGCAUAGGGAGCACGCAAUCAUGGCACGCAAAUAUCUCGGAGGCUCUGGUGAGCGGCUGACAGUGUGGAUUUCCAUCGCCGCCAGUACAGUACUCGUCUUCUACGGUUACGAUCAAGGUGUCUUCGGCAAUGUUAUCAUCUCAGAGAACUUCCUUCACACCUUUGGCUACCCGUCUGCCAACAUGCAAGGUGUGAUGACCUCCAUCUACAACAUCGGCUGCUUCAUCGGAGCAAUGAGUACCAUAUGGACUGGCGACAUUCUCGGACGCCCAAGGCAGAUUCUCCUCGGUUCGACGAUCAUUGGCAUCGGCGCAAUCAUCCAAACAUGUAGUUGGACUGUAGCGAGCAUGAUGGUUGGGCGAAUCGUGGCGGGCCUUGGUACUGGCAUGAACACAGCAACGGCUGGAGUUUGGCAAGCCGAGACCAGUAAGAUGAAUAGUCGAGGAAAGCUCGUCAUCAUUCAGAUGGCAAACUGUAUCACCGGCUUCAGCAUCUCUAAUUGGCUCACUCUUGGCUUCUCCUUCGCACCGCGCGAUAUCGCAUGGCGUUUUCCGCUCGCAUUCCAACUCUUCUUCACCCUGUGCAUCUACGCCAUGUGCCCGUUCUUACCAGAUUCGCCUCGAUUGCUGAUCCGUAAAGGCAAGAUUGACGAAGCUUUGGAAGUUCUUGCUGCGCUCGAAGGUCAUGGAGCGACCCCAGAAUCACCCUCGGUUAUCACGCAGUACAACAUUAUCAAGGACAUUCUCGAUCGCGAGCAAAUGAACACAUACACAUGGACGCAGCUUCUUACCGGCAAAGGGCCAAGCGGUGUACUGCGCCGCAUGCUUCUGGGUGCAUGGAUGCAGGCCAUGAACCAGAUCUCCGGAAUCAACGUUACGAGUUACUACAUGUCUUAUAUCUUUAUCAACGCCUUGGGAAUAUCUGAGCUUCUAUCGCGCAUCCUCGCCGCUGCUGGGUCUGUCGACUAUCUAAUCUUCGCUUGCUUGGCAUACUUCGUCAUUGAGCGAUAUGGACGUCGCAAAGUCAUGAUGGUCUCGGCUGCAGCAUGCUCCAUUUGCUGGAUCGUCAUUGCAGCAUCGCAGGGUCAAACCGAGAAAGGUGGCGAUUCGUACAAGCUGGGCAUCGUCGCUGUUGCAUUCUUCUUCGUAUUCUUCGCCAGCUUUGGCAUGGGCGUGCUAGGCGUACCUUGGCUGUACCCGACCGAGAUCAACGCACUUGAGAUGAGAACCAAAGGCGCUUCCCUCGCGAUGGCGACCAACUGGAUCUGUAACUAUGGAGUUGUGCAAGCAACCCUCCCCGGUAUUCAAAAUCUAGGCUACAAGUUCUGGAUCAUCUGGGCAGUCAUUUGCUUCUCCUUCAUCCCGAUCACGUACUUCCUCUACCCCGAGACGGCGAACCGGACACUUGAAGAUAUCGACCGCUUUUUCGAAACCCAACCCGGGAUCCUGAUCCAUCGGAACAAGCUCGCUGUGCAGCUACAUCGCCCAGCCGAGUUCAUCGAAGCUGAUGCGAGGAUUGCUGCGCAUGAAGGGGAGAAGUUUGACAAGGGGCUCAGCACGGAGCAUGUUGAGGUGAAGGAGGCAGUGUAAUCAGAAGCAGAGAUGCCGUAUAGUGGCGUUGAGUGACGCCCACUCAGCAUAUGACAGUGUACCUGUAAACAUCCAAACAAUGUCAUGGUAAA
Messenger RNA from Alternaria rosae, 2119 nucleotides. RefSeq names its product general substrate transporter. The record is from RefSeq and is a predicted model, not a curated record. Gene Ontology annotation, biological process: transmembrane transport; carbohydrate transport. Gene Ontology annotation, cellular component: membrane. Gene Ontology annotation, molecular function: carbohydrate:proton symporter activity. Bases 459 to 2027 code for a protein of 522 amino acids. The transcript is spliced from 3 exons. Lineage: Eukaryota; Fungi; Ascomycota; Dothideomycetes; Pleosporales; Pleosporaceae.